Molecule: messenger RNA, 1284 nt
Organism: Geodia barretti
Lineage: Eukaryota; Metazoa; Porifera; Demospongiae; Tetractinellida; Geodiidae
Source: the annotation of a GenBank genome assembly
AUGACAGUGCGGCCGCGCUUCCAGGACUGGCGCAUCAUCAACGCGCAGGCGCUGGUAACCGGCCGCGUUGUGCCCGGCGACCCGGGCCGGCUCGUGGUCGAGUUUCGCCUUUGGGACGUGUUUGCCGAGCAGGAUCUGGUGGGCCUGAAGCUGAGCGGCGCGAGAGAGGCGUGGCGCUCGAUCGCCCACACCAUGUCCGACAAGAUCUACGAGCGGCUGACCGGAGAGAGCGGGUAUUUCCACACCCGGAUCGUCUAUAUCGCCGAGACCGGGCCGCCGGAUUUGCGAAUCAAGCGGCUCGCGAUCAUGGAUCAGGACGGCCACAACCUGCGCUACCUGUCGGACGGCAGGCACCUGGUGCUCACGCCGCGUUUUUCGCCCACAGCUCAGGAGAUUACCUAUCUCUCUUACGAGCGCGGCGUGCCCAAGGUCUACCUGCGCGACAUCGACACCGGCCAACAGGAACUGCUCGGAGACUUUCCCGGCAUGACCUUCGCGCCACGCUUCUCGCCGGACGGCAAUCAGGUGGUUAUGACCAUGGCGCAGAGGGGCAAUUCGGACAUCUACGAGAUGGAUCUGCGCUCGCGCCAGGUCAGGCAGCUUACCAACAACCCGGCGAUCGAGACGGCGCCCUGCUAUUCGCCGGACGGCGCCUUCAUCGCCUUCGAAUCCGACCGGGGCGGCAGCCAGCAGAUUUAUGUCAUGCGCACGCGAUGGGAGCGACGAGCACCGCAUCACGUUCGGCAAGGGUCGCUACGGAACCCCGCGCUCGGCGUGGCGGCCUGCGAAAGCACGCCCCAGGACACCGGAUCCAGCAGCGGCGCAGGAGUCGACGAGACGAUCUCAUCGGGCACGGAUGUGACCUCCACCGACGUCACGAUCGAGGAGGAGACAACCGUGGCAGCCCUCGACCCGAGCCAGCCGCUCCCGGGAUCGCAGGAGGAGCUGGUUCAGAACGUCGGCGACCGCGUCUUCUUCGAGUUCGAUAGCGCGGUCCUCGGCGCAGAGGCGCGCCGGACGCUGGAUCGGCAGGCCGAAUGGCUAAGGCUGUUCCCCGAGAUCGCGCUGGUCCUCGAGGGUCAUGCCGACGAACGCGGCACGCGCGAAUACAACCUCGCGCUUGGCGAGCGCCGCGCUAACGCCGUCCGCGAAUACCUGAUCACUCAAGGCAUCGCACCGUCGCGGCUGAGAACGAUCUCGUACGGUAAGGAGCGGCCUUACGCGCUCGGCCACAAUGAAGAGGCGUGGGCGCUCAACCGGCGCUCCGUCUCCGUCAUCGACUAG